CGCGAGAAGGGGAGGAUGCGCUUCCACAAGCUGCAGAACGUGCAGAUCGCCCUGGACUACCUCCGGCACCGCCAGGUGAAGCUGGUGAACAUCAGGAACGAUGACAUCGCCGACGGCAACCCCAAGCUGACGCUCGGCCUCAUCUGGACGAUCAUCCUGCACUUCCAGAUCUCCGACAUCCAGGUGAGCGGGCAGUCGGAGGACAUGACGGCCAAGGAGAAGCUGCUGCUGUGGUCGCAGCGCAUGGUGGAGGGCUACCAGGGCCUGCGCUGCGACAACUUCACCACCAGCUGGCGCGACGGCCGCCUCUUCAACGCCAUCCUGCACCGCGGCUCCAGCCUCUGCGGUCUGGAGAGGGGGCCAGGAGGGGCCCGGGUGGUGGGGCCCAGUGCGGGGGGCGUUGGGGGGCGGGGCCCCGAGUCACAGUGCCCCCGCCCGCAGGACGUCCGGCUGCUGGUGGCCGGCAAGGCGCCGCAGCGGGCGGGUGAGGUGGAGCGGGACCUGGACAGUGCGGACCGCAUGAUCCGGCUGCUGUUCAACGACGUGCAGGCCCUGAAGGACGGCCGGCACCCGCAGGGCGAGCAGAUGUACCGCAGGGUGUACCGCCUGCACGAGCGCCUAGUGGCCAUCCGCACCGAGUACAACCUGCGCCUGAAGGCUGGCGUGGCCACACCCGUCACCCAGGCCACCCAGGCCACCCAGGCGACCCUGCAGCGGCGGCCAGAGCUCGAGGGCUCCGCGCUGCGCUACCUGCAGGACCUGCUGGCCUGGGUGGAGGAGAACCAGCGCCGGGUGGAUACCGCCGAGUGGGGCGUGGACCUGCCCAGUGUGGAGGCCCAGUUGGGCAGCCACCGGGGCCUACACCAGUCCAUCGAGGAGUUCCGUGCGAAGAUCGAACGAGCGCGCACGGACGAGGGCCAGCUCUCCCCGGCCUCGCGCGGGGCCUACCGCGACUGCCUUGGCCGGCUGGACCUGCAGUACACCAAGCUGCUGGCGGCCGUGCCCUCCGUGUGCUUCCUCGUGCCCCCGCCCAACCAGGAGGCGCAGGAAGCCGUCAGCAGGCUGGAGGCCCAGCACCAGGCCCUGGUCACGCUGUGGCACCAGCUGCACGUGGACUUGAAGAGCCUCCUGGCGUGGCAGAGCCUCAGCCGCGACAUCCAUCUCAUCCGCUCCUGGUCCCUGGUCACGUUCCGCACGCUGAAGCCCGAGGAGCAGCGCCAGGCCCUGCGCAGCCUGGAGCUGCACUACCAGGCCUUCCUGCGAGACAGCCAGGACGCGGGCGGCUUCGGGCCCGAGGACCGCCUGCAGGCCGAGCGCGACUAUGGCGCCUGCAGCCGCCACUACCAGCAGCUGCUGCAGGCCCUGGAGCAGGGGCCGGCGGCCGGCUUGGGCAGGAGUGGGCUGGGCCCUGGCGCCCCUGACACCCCAGCGCUGGUGCCCUGA
Condylura cristata (star-nosed mole) is the source of this 1443-nucleotide messenger RNA. RefSeq names its product plectin-like. Gene Ontology annotation, cellular component: hemidesmosome; focal adhesion; sarcolemma. The annotation marks the transcript as partial. The record is from RefSeq and is a predicted model, not a curated record. Gene Ontology annotation, molecular function: cadherin binding; structural constituent of muscle; ankyrin binding. The transcript is spliced from 11 exons. NCBI's taxonomy places the organism in Eukaryota, Metazoa, Chordata, Mammalia, Eulipotyphla, Talpidae. Gene Ontology annotation, biological process: hemidesmosome assembly; wound healing; intermediate filament cytoskeleton organization.